GAAACCCACAUGCGAGCUACUGAUUAAAUUACUAGCAGAAACGGAGAAGUGGCCGCUCCUUUACUGCGGAAGUGACGUCGCGAAAAGCGGACAUGGGAGGACUCCUGAGUUCUUACCUGGAAAAGUAUCGCAGCAACUUUGUCCCAGCCCCGGGGUGCGUCUAAAGGACAUUGCAAUGGUACUGACCUCUGCACGAAAAUAUCGCAAAAGCCUGAGCAGGAGUGAAAAGACAGCAGCUUCUGCUUUUCCGGAUACCAUGACUGAAACUUCGGCCGGCAGCGCUCUCGCGCCGCCGACUAAGACCCUACAGACAGCGCUACAGAUUGCGUGCCCGUCUCUUGAAGAAGUUUGCUGUAUGAUACUUUCAUCACAUGAUCGUCGACAUCAUGUGUGGUCCUCCUCCUCCACUCCGGCGUUAUGGACACCUGCAGACGAAGAUAGCAAGAUGGCGCAGCAGCAGCUUGUAUCCGAGGAAGUACCGAUGGUGAUGGAUCAAAAACAUCAUCAGCACGCGGU
Messenger RNA from Amoebophrya sp. A120, 516 nucleotides. Lineage: Eukaryota; Dinophyceae; Syndiniales; Amoebophryaceae. The record is from the annotation of a GenBank genome assembly.